GAGAAGUUAAGCAGAGCAGAGAAGGAAGGGCGGAAAGUAGGGGCAGAACUGCCUCGCCUACUGGGUGGUCGUGAAGUGGUUAAGAGGUUCUACAUGCAAGUGAUGGCCCACUGUGGUGGGGAGCUUGUGCGUGUGCGUGUCUGUGCGCUGCUGGUCCGCUCUUAAUGCGCGCGCGGCACAGUGUUGGAGACGGAGGGAAAGGCCCAGAGAGGGAGAAGUUGUGGAUGAUGUAGAGACCCUGAUGCUUGGUUUUAAAGAGUCUGUUUCUCUCUUCUUCUUCUUUCUUUUCGUCCCCCUGCCGCAGUCACUUUGAUAGGAAGGUAAACUAAACAUGGAGUUGUUGUGCCACGAAAAGGAACUCGUCGUCAAGGCUCUGCUGGACCCCAGCGUUUACAGCGACGACAGAGUGCUGCAGAACCUCCUGACGGUCGAGGAAGCGUUUCUCCCACAAGCUUCUUAUUUCCAGUGCGUGCAGAAAGAAGUACAGCCUUACAUGAGGAGGAUAGUCGCCACUUGGAUGUUGGAGGUUUGUGAAGAAGAGGAGUGUGAGGAAGAAGUUUUUCCUCUGGCUGUCAAUUACCUGGACCGAUUUCUUUCUGCCAUGCCAACCAAAAAGUCGUGUCUGCAGCUUCUUGGUGCCGUCUGCGUUUUCCUUGCGUCCAAAUUGAUAUCGUCCCAUCCCAUCUCCGCCAAAAAACUCUGUUUUCACACGGACAACUCCAUCACUUCACAAGAGCUGCUGAACUGGGAACUGAUCGUUCUGGGAAAAUUGAAGUGGAACCUGGCAGCUGUCACACCUCACGACUUCAUUGAGCAUAUCCUGCUCAAGCUCCCCUUACCUAAGGACAGAGUGAAGCUGAUUCGAAAACACGCACAGACUUUCAUUGCCCUUUGUGCCACAGAUCACAGCUUUACGAUGUACCCUCCCUCCAUGAUCGCCACGGGGAGCAUCAGCGCGGCGGUGUGCGGACUUCAGAUCAACUGCACGGGGAGCAGUGUUUGUGGGGAGAGCGUGACUGAACUGCUGGCCAAAAUCACCCAUACUGAAGUAGAUUGUCUGAAUUCAUGCCAGGAGAAGAUCGAGCAAUUGUUGGCCAGCAGCCUCAGAGAAAGCCAGCAGCACAAGCAUCAGGAGGGCAGGGCCAACAACAAAGAGGCGGAGCCUCAGAGCCAGUCUUGCACCCCGACAGACGUGCGCGACAUCAAUCUAUGAUGUCUUUACAUGCUCAUAACCAGCAGGAUUCCUUGAUCUGGUGGAAACAAAAGGAAUUUUACGUAUCCACUUUAUUAUAGCUAAUAAUUUUAAAAAUCAAUAAUAUAUUCUUAUAUACAUCAGAGUUUAAUGUAGUGUUUGAAGUACGUAAAAUACAGAAUAUUUCAUAAAUUAAUAAGAAGAAGAAUAAUAAAGGAGAAUUUAUGCUUAUGUACAAGUAUACUUGAAAAACUAAAAUUGCUAUUAUUAUUAUUAUUAUUAUUAUUAUUAUUAUUAUUAUUUUUGUGUUAAACCUAUUCUGUUUUAUGACUGUCUCUGUUUAUCUGAGGGAGACGCGUAUUGUGCACGCUAGCCACGUUUCGAGUGAACAGGAAAGCUGCACUGCUGUGAGUGUCGAUCCCCCACAACCAUUUUUUCAGCCAAAUUUGUUACCAGCUAAAGACCAAAGCUGCCCCACAGAACAGCAGUGUGUCUGUGAAGGCAGGACUGAGCAUUUGUCUAGUGGAAGCAGGAAGGAAGAAUCCUAGUAAACUCCCAAUUAAUGUCCGGUUGGACGUUUACAAGUUUUUAGCGUUGGUGAAAGAACAACACUGCAGAUUCAGAAGAAGGUUUAGGUUUAGUUUCAGUGGGAUUCCUGCAAGUAAAUAAGGUUGAGAGAAAGAUGAAGUGAGCGACAAUGGGAAAGGAAAAGCAAGUCAGUGAAGGUGUGAUGGUGGAAUCGCAGUAGUGGUGUCGAGACUAAGAGGCUAUUCGAGGACGUGGACAUCAGGAACGUAGCAUUGUCUAACCUGUAGAAGUGAAUGUGUUUAAAAAUGUUGGAGCAAGUCCACCGACUUUACACAAGGGAUCAGUUAUUGAUUAUUUCUUGCUGAGGCACAGGGAGGGAGUUUGGGCAGUUUGUAUAAAAUUAGAUUAUAAGAUUAUAAUUCGCAAAGCAAAAAAAGGAAAAUCCGACUGCACUUUUUUCAUUAUUCUAGAAUUAUUACCAUGUACAAGGAAAUGAAUAGAGCCUAUUUUUUUUCUAAUUAGUUCUUUUUUUAUUAUUAUUAAGUUAUUGUUUGUUUUGGGGCUGGUUUCCCAUCGUGUUGGGUAUACUUGCAGGGUUUACUGGUAAGCGUUACCCAAAGGUAGCAAUCGAAAAGUGCUAAAAUCGUAAAACCUCCAUUUUUUUUUCCUCCAAUGAUUUGCACCGUGCAGGUUUAGAUAGCAUAUUAUUACAUUGAUCUCGUAGUUUUUGUAGUGGUUUUUAGCGUUGUUGCUGUCUUAACAGCUCAUUAUUGUAAACGUUUGUGUUUUGUUUUUUGUUUUUUGUUUUUUACGCAUUUACAGUACUUGAAUUUCACCCUUGCUGAUUCACCUCAAUACAAUGCAUCAACUUACUGCAGUUCAAUUUCUAUGCAAACAUUUAUUUAAAAAAGAAAAGUUACAUUUAUGACAAAUCCAUGUACUAAUAUGCUGUUAUGCGUUAAUUUACAUUCCAGAAUAUUUACCUUAUAUAAGGAAUACUGUAUUCUUGAGACCAUAUCCGCUUCUCUCUCCAGUUUUUUUUUCUUUCUUUUUUUCUUUAAUUUUUUUCCCCUUUCAUUAGAUUCUCUCUGAACAUCUUUCGAUAUGCUGCUAAAAGAAAAAAAAAAAGAGCUUUUUUUUUGUCUUACACCGACGGAAUUGUCUGCGUACGUUCCACUUUGUGUGCUGCUACUACAGGAUUAUUUUUGUAUGCUAGCUUGGCUUGAUUUUUAAGGACCUUUGGAGUGGAAGGUGAAGCAGGAAGCAUGUUCCCACUUGGGUUUCAGGUGCUAGCGCUCAGCAUCCCAUCAUGGGCCUUUCUGCACGCCUGCUGCUGUUGUGUUUCUGCUAUGAAUUCGAUUUUUGGCGUCUUGACAGCAUUAAGGAAAACACGAAUGCUUGCUGCUUCAUGUCUUCAUUGUAAGUUGAUCAGGGAGCUCCUGCUGCCAGAUGUAUUGCAGCAUUGGCUGCUGUCGUUUUUCUUGUCAUUUGUUUUACGUUUGGCUCUCAGAUCAGGCCUUGUAAAGUCACUGAUGUAUGACUUUCAACAAUGAGGCCUGUUCACAUUCCAGUCCUGAUCUGGUGUUUCAUCUGUGAUAGGAGCAACGUAUUACACAUGUGUGUAUUCCUGAGGUCUUAUUUUUAUUUACUUUUUUUGGUUUUGUUUGUUAGUUUUUUUUUAAACUUUCUCUCUUCUAAAGGACAUUUUCCCCUAAAUCACUGUCUCAGCAAAGACAUUGUCUAUUUUUUGUUUUUUUAUAGCUUUGUUAUAAACUUAGUUGUUUGUCUUGCCAGACCUUCUCUUCCUCCACCUUUCUCUAUCAUACUUUGUUUGGCCACAUUCAAUUCUAUAUCUAGUGAAGAUAAUAUAAAAAGACUUGAGCAUUAAAUAAGAACUAUAUCUUUUAUACAUGGUAUAUACGUUUUGAUCUUUUAUAUGUAUUGUAUGCUAAAAUUGAUUACAGCGUUGUGUUAUGAUACAAUUUUCAGCUGAAAUCAAAACCAAAGUUUUGGGAAAGAUAUAGUUAAAUUUUAUUAAAAAUGUUCAGGGGUCUUUUCUCUGUUCAAUAAAGUUUAUCGGGACACA
Molecule: messenger RNA, 3806 nt
Organism: Tachysurus fulvidraco (yellow catfish)
Lineage: Eukaryota; Metazoa; Chordata; Actinopteri; Siluriformes; Bagridae
Gene: ccnd2b
Product: cyclin D2, b
Exons: 5
Coding region: 332-1213 (293 amino acids)
Biological process (GO): regulation of cyclin-dependent protein serine/threonine kinase activity; positive regulation of G1/S transition of mitotic cell cycle; mitotic cell cycle phase transition
Cellular component (GO): nucleus; cyclin-dependent protein kinase holoenzyme complex; cytoplasm
Molecular function (GO): cyclin-dependent protein serine/threonine kinase regulator activity
Source: RefSeq, a predicted model, not a curated record